AGGAGGUGGUGGUGGAGGUGAUGAUGCUGGUGGUGGGGGACGGGGCUUGUCUUUUCGCUGGCUGUAUGUGUUGACACGCACUUCUGCUCCAUCUUCAUGAUUAAAGCGGCAGCCUGGAGGGGAGUCGCAGCAGCGUGUGAAGCAGCAGCAGCAGUAGCAGCAGAAGAAGAAGCAGUCAGGGGGAAUGAGAGCGGACCGAGCCGAGGCAUCUUCACCAUGCAGCCGACUACCACCACCAGCCGUCCAUUUUAUACCAUUAUAUGAGCCCAUGAGCGCCAGUUUGUCUGUGUCUUGCAGACAGGCAGAGUGCAGACCCGGCGAUGACAACAUAGGCCAACGCCUCGCUGCAGCUACAUACAGGGAAUGAAAACGCUCCCAAGAUGGUCCGCAUCGCCAAGGCCCUAGGUUUGGUUAUUCUGUGCGUCGCUGUGCUCAUCCUGUCCCUCAUUAGCUAUGUGUCCCUGAGAAAAGACAGCCUCUUUACCUCCUCCAAAUAUUACAUGGGGGGUCCGAGGAUUAUGUUUCACGCUGGAUUUCGGUCUCAGUUUGCCAUGAACUUCCUGGACCCCUCUUUCAUCCCCUUAACGAACGCCCUGAAUGAGGAGCUCCAAGGAAAACCGUCCAAAUGGAAGUUCAACAAGACGGCUUUUUAUCAGCAGAGGAAAGAUAUCUUCAGCUACAUCGACAUUCCCACCAACUUCUCCCUCACAAAGAACAGCGUACGUGUUGGCCAGCUGAUGCACUUUGACUACUCCAGCCACAAGUACGUCUUCUCCAUCAGCAACAACUUAAAAUCCCUGCUCCCCGACACCUCACCAAUCCACAACAAGCAUUAUUCCAUGUGUGCCGUGGUGGGCAACAGCGGCAUCCUGACAGGAAGCCACUGCGGCCCAGAGAUCGACCAGGCCGACUUUGUCUUCCGCUGCAACUUCGCCCCCACGGAGGUCUACUCCAAGGAUGUGGGCAAGAAGACCAACCUGACCACCUUUAACCCCAGCAUCCUGGAGAGGUACUACAAUAACCUGCUGACCAUUCAGGACAGAAAUAAUUUCUUCCUCAACCUGAAGAAGCUGGAGGGAGCCAUCCUGUGGAUCCCUGCCUUCUUCCUUCAUACCUCAGCCACAGUAACCAGGACCCUGGUGGACUUCUUUGUGGAGCACAAGGGACAACUGAAGGUCGAACUGGCCUGGCCGGGAAACAUCAUGCACGAUGUCAACAAGUACUGGAAGACUAAAAACCUCUCCCCCAAGCGUCUCAGCACUGGGAUCCUCAUGUACACACUGGCCUCCGCCAUGUGUGACGAGAUCCACCUCUACGGCUUCUGGCCCUUCGGCUGGGACCCCAACACGGGCAAGGAUCUGCCUUACCACUACUACGACAAGAAAGGGACCAAAUUCACCACCAAGUGGCAAGAGACCCACCAGCUGCCUAGCGAGUUCAAGCUGCUCUACAAGCUGCACAGGGAAGGCGUGAUCAGACUCAGCCUGACGCACUGCUCUUAGACACACGGUGGAUGGUUUUUAAAGAGGUGACUCCAGAGACACAGACACAUCUGCUCAGCUCAAACUUCUGUUGUGACCCACACUGCAUGAUAAGUGUUAAGUCAAUUUAUGACGCCCUCAUUUGACAGACACACACUCACAUUGCGCUGUAAUUUCACAUGAAGAUGUCACAGACUUUUCACAGUGUUACUCAUUUAUUCGGUAUGUUGUUGUCUACAGCACUUCACAGUUAGGACUUUUUACGCUGCUCAGUUGCUUCCAUUACUCUCCUUUGCAUGGCUGCUGGCUGUGGCUAAACAGCUCAAACAGUUAACUGGAGUUUGCAGAGGGAUUCAACACAAACAGUCAAAUCUUCCAGUUCUGUAUAACACAGUGUUGAUUGAUUAUCGCCUUUUACAACAGUAUACUGAUUCUGUACACUGAAAUCACUGCCUAAUCUCAGGGAAGGAGUUAGAUCAGUGUUUUUUGUAAUCAGAUUCAACGCCUCAAGAGAGGUGCAGUUCCUGUUUUCAGGCCUUUUUUCCCCCACGAGGUGUCAGACAAUCUGCACUGCUCUGAAAGAUGGUACUUGUUUACAAGACUGUACUUGUGUGUCUUUUAUCCUCUGUAGACAGUGUGACUGUCCACUUCAAAUUUUGUUGAGAUUCUUCAAAUUUUUGGAAUAAUAAUCGACAUUCCAACAAUAAGCCAUAAAUUCAUGGACAGACGAUGGUGUGUUGUCACUGAAACGCUGAAUUGUAGAGAGUGGUAUCGGCCUACAUUAGGUUCUGAGACUACAAGACAUUAAAAAAAAAUCUUCUAACAAGACUACAAGUCUAUAGCCACGCUAGCGGCUACAUUCAAGUCACAGAACUUCCAAAAAAUAAAUAUCCAAAAUGCCGUUUAACCACACUUAUCAGGUAUUUCAUAUUUAUUAUUAAGUCCGUUGCACAACAACAAAAAAUUACCUUGUUUCAAAAGUUGCUAUCCUGAACAUGACAUAUCUGCUUGCUUAUUUUGUUUGCUUAAAAUUUUUAAAUAAUCAAAAGUCUUGAUAAAAGACAAUCCUGCACACUGCUCUUGCUCAGCAUCACAAUUUAUUGGUUAUACUAAUGUUUUGGUGGCAGCACGGUGGUACAGUGGUUAGCAUUGUUGCCUCGCAGCAAGAGGGUUCCUGGGUGGAGGGUUGAAACCAGGAACCUCUGUGCGGGGUUUGCAUGUUCUCCUCAUGUCAGCAUGGGUUCUCUGGGUACUCCGGCUUCCUCCCACAGUCCAAAGAC
Messenger RNA from Epinephelus lanceolatus (giant grouper), 2761 nucleotides. RefSeq names its product alpha-N-acetylneuraminate alpha-2,8-sialyltransferase ST8SIA3-like. Gene Ontology annotation, molecular function: alpha-N-acetylneuraminate alpha-2,8-sialyltransferase activity. The record is from RefSeq and is a predicted model, not a curated record. Gene Ontology annotation, biological process: oligosaccharide metabolic process; N-glycan processing. Lineage: Eukaryota; Metazoa; Chordata; Actinopteri; Perciformes; Serranidae.